AUGGAAGAUAUUAAUGUCAAUGCUUAUUCCAAAAUAGACUAUGAAUGCGUUAGUCGGAGAGAGUAUUACAUAUUGUCAUCCACGGCAUCGAAAUCGAUAUGGCCUCGGGUAGCCUCUACAAAGCCAUCGCCACCAGUACAGCCAUCAACUAGAAUCCAAAAGCCAAUACCCACAUCAACUACAACUGUUCUUUCCCCAUUUCCGAGUGAACCAACCACUAAAACAAACUCAAUCAAAGUUGCUGUUACAACAGUAAAAAGCAACAAACACCAUCAGUCGAACAAACAACCCUCAGGAGCUGUAAUAGGGGGCAUAGUCAGUGGUGUUAUACUGAUGGUUGUUCUAAUAAUGAUUACUAUAUUCUUCAUUAGACGACACAGAAUGAAUCCGAUGCAAGCACCUAAGCGCCACAUGCCGAGAACUGUUUCUCGAGAAAUUCGAAUUUCAGCACCCAUUGCUCUUCAAAGUACCACAAAUACCAUGAGUUGUAAUAGUCAGCAGAAUUGUCGUAAUUCCAAUUCUAACUCUGAAUAUGAAAAUGUUGAAUUAGAAACUACAAUUGAUCCGACGCCUACUACUGAUGAUGUUUAUUAUGAGUUAGGAACGAACCCGCCCCCCCUCAGUGACUGA
Lottia gigantea (owl limpet) is the source of this 630-nucleotide messenger RNA. RefSeq lists its product as hypothetical. The coding region runs from base 1 to 630 and encodes 209 amino acids. The transcript is spliced from 3 exons. The record is from RefSeq and is a predicted model, not a curated record. Lineage: Eukaryota; Metazoa; Mollusca; Gastropoda; Lottiidae.